AUGCCAUCCUUCUUCUUCCUCAAUCUCACUGCCAUUUUAGUUGGGGGUGAAAGGCUCACCGUUCCACCUACUAUAUUCAGCAGACCUGGAACUAUCUUGGACUCCGACACAAUGUUUAGCCACUUGCCACCCACAACCUACUCCGCCCUUCGCAUAUUCAUCAUUGGUAAUAUGCAGCACCUCACUCUCAAUGUAGUCUAUGAUGUGGGGAACUCACAAAUUGGUUUUGGGCCUAAUGGUUGUAGCUAG
This is a messenger RNA of Dendrobium catenatum, 249 nucleotides long. Its product is annotated as aspartyl protease family protein At5g10770-like. Gene Ontology annotation, molecular function: aspartic-type endopeptidase activity. The transcript is spliced from 2 exons. The coding region runs from base 1 to 249 and encodes 82 amino acids. Lineage: Eukaryota; Viridiplantae; Streptophyta; Magnoliopsida; Asparagales; Orchidaceae. The record is from RefSeq and is a predicted model, not a curated record. Gene Ontology annotation, biological process: proteolysis.